AUGGACAGGGAGCUUAAACGUUUGUACAGGCAGCGAGGGAGUGCACUGCGGCGUGUUGGAAAGGAUGUCGUAAUAGAGGACAGCAGAACCGCGGAAAACGCUGAAACACAGGACGUAACAGAAGAAGCAGGCAUAGUUGAUGAUACGGAGCCUCUACAAAACUUUGAAGAGCCUGCGUUCGACCAGGGUGAUCUUGAUGGGCCACCUGACAUAGAUAUUGCUGACCAUGACGUGGAAGAGCCGAGUUUCGAGGAGCAAGGCGGCAGUUUCGAGAAUUAUUCUUUUGAUGAGCUUCCCAUAACCAAGUUUUCCACAUCCAUCACCUCCAUGGCAGCAAUUGAGGUGUUCAUAGCCGUCACGGAGAGAUUAUUUGGCCAGCAUCUAUGCUCGCAGUCCGAGCAAAACUUCCACGAGUCUAAAACACGUGCAGACCGCCUGUCAUAUAAGAUGGAUCUCAAGAUAUUUAAAGAAUUCGCAGAACUUGUUAAGUCUGAUCUGCAGGACAUGUUGGACAUACAUCUCUCUAAUAACGAUAUGUGCUACCAAAUGAAGCAAAUAUUAAAAAUUAAACAGGAUCUUACCGGGGAGAUAAUUCGCGUUCGGGAACUGAUAUCACAGUACGACACAAGUCAAUUGAGGGACGCAGAAAAGCAGCAAGAGCUAGAGUCUCUAAUAUCUCUCAAUAGCAAACUUAAGGCGCUCAAGGACAUAGGCCCAGAAACGACUACCCCCUAG
This is a messenger RNA of Eremothecium sinecaudum, 735 nucleotides long. RefSeq names its product Ame1p (gene AME1). The transcript has a single exon. Lineage: Eukaryota; Fungi; Ascomycota; Saccharomycetes; Saccharomycetales; Saccharomycetaceae. The record is from RefSeq and is a predicted model, not a curated record. The coding region runs from base 1 to 735 and encodes 244 amino acids.